Messenger RNA from Populus nigra (black poplar), 691 nucleotides. RefSeq names its product DNA-directed RNA polymerases II, IV and V subunit 9A. Gene Ontology annotation, biological process: DNA-templated transcription; transcription initiation at RNA polymerase II promoter; transcription-coupled nucleotide-excision repair. Gene Ontology annotation, cellular component: RNA polymerase II, core complex. Lineage: Eukaryota; Viridiplantae; Streptophyta; Magnoliopsida; Malpighiales; Salicaceae. Bases 152 to 496 code for a protein of 114 amino acids. Gene Ontology annotation, molecular function: zinc ion binding; DNA-directed RNA polymerase activity; nucleic acid binding. The record is from RefSeq and is a predicted model, not a curated record. The transcript is spliced from 4 exons.
CUGUCUUCUAGGCUAACUGACGAACAACGACAUGUCAUUCCAUAACAUAAGCGUGUGUCUUUGUAAUUAACAGACAGAACCUCUCUAGACUAGAGAGCGGAGAGCAGAGGGUGGAUACUUGUCAAAAGAAAAACAUAAAACUUGCAUCAAGAUGAGUACCAUGAAAUUUUGCCGCGAAUGCAACAACAUUCUGUACCCUAGAGAAGACAGAGAUCAGAAGAUCCUUCUUUACGCUUGCCGCAACUGUGAUCACCAGGAGAUUGCUGAUGAUAACUGUGUGUACCGAAAUGAGGUGCAUCACUCAGUAGCAGAGAGAACUCAGGUAUUGCAAGAUGUAGCUGCUGACCCUACUCUCCCUCGCACUAAAGCUGUUACUUGCACUGUAUGCAAACAUCCUGAAGCUGUCUUCUUCCAGGCAACUUCUAGGGGAGAGGAGGGUAUGACGCUGUUUUUCGUGUGCUGCAACCCAAAUUGUGGCCACAGGUGGAGAGAUUGAGAUUCAUCUGCCCACCAAGCAAAGCUCUAAAUAUGAUGCAUUUAGAAAUGUUGCCUUCAAGACGGAUCUAGUUGAUACCCCAUGUACGGUUUCUGAUCUGCCAAUUUUGCGGAUGGAGACUUUUGCAAUCAUUUUAUAUAUUUCUGUACGAGUACUAGUUAAUUCUCAAGAAUUUUUUAUCCUUGAUAAACCAAA